CGUGACCAUGAUGGAGUACAUCUCGGGCGUGGACCUGAUGCGCGUGGUGACCAAGGCUACGUACCUGAAUAUCGACCACGUGCAGAUUGUCAUAGCACAGCUGAUUCUAGCACUGGAGCACCUUCACCUACGAGGCUUCUUGCAUCGAGACGUGAAGGUAUCCAACAUGCUCAUCGUUCCUGGUGGCCGGGUCAAGCUGAUCGACUUCGACACCAACAAGGUCUGCCUGGGCCACUUUUCGAAACGACUCGUAAAAGGAUAUUUUGCCAGGACAGCGUUUGAAUUCCAUGACGGCGAGUCGGCGGGUACGAUCCCGUACAUGGCUCCCGAGAUCCUGAAACGGCGGCCAUACGGUAGGGCCUGCGACUGGUGGUCAUCAGGAAUCGUAUUUUACAAGUUGAUGACUGGCAGAGUGCCUUUCAGAGGAAGAACAAAGCAGCUUCUACGGGACCGCAUCAUUGGAGCCCCACUGAAGUGGCCCAAGACUGAGGAGCACCCGCAUUCGGCAACGCCGGAGGCCAAGGACAUGGUUUUCAAGCUUCUGCGAAAAAACCCCAUAGAGCGACUCGCGUCUCGGCAUUACCAGGACCUCAAAAAUCACCCCUUCUUCAGCGGCUUCAACUGGAAGGCGUUGAGUGCGAACAAAUUUCUCUGCGAAAUUACGGCCAUCGCGGAAGCGAUGGGCGGUGGUGCCACCACUUUGUCCGCCGCCGACGAGGCAGGCGGUCGUGAGGGCACCAAGAAGCCGAGGUCGUCCAAACCGCCCUCGAGAGGAGAGUCGCCGCCCGAUAGAAAGGAGGAGCAGCAGCUUUUUCUGACCUUUGACAGCACACUGACGGUCGAAUAA
This is a messenger RNA of Dermacentor silvarum, 847 nucleotides long. Its product is annotated as microtubule-associated serine/threonine-protein kinase 3-like. Gene Ontology annotation, molecular function: protein serine/threonine kinase activity; ATP binding. The transcript has 6 exons. Lineage: Eukaryota; Metazoa; Arthropoda; Arachnida; Ixodida; Ixodidae. The coding region runs from base 8 to 847 and encodes 279 amino acids. The record is from RefSeq and is a predicted model, not a curated record. Gene Ontology annotation, biological process: peptidyl-serine phosphorylation; intracellular signal transduction.